UAUUCUCAAAAUGAAUCUCGGGAUAUGUUAGCUGGCGAAGAAUCCACCCGUUGGACCCUUCGUUGCCAUGGAAAGCCCUCGAAAUGGGAUACCCUAGUUGUGCCGCUGUGAUGUGACUAGGCUAAGGAUGCAGCCCCUGAAUUGGGACACAGCUCAUGUAUGUAAACACAGUGGACAGCCAUUUUAGACAGGUGGUGUGCCGAAUCCUGACGUCACACGGGACUAUGGUGCUACUGAUUGUUUGCGAUUUCUCUUGUUCCUUUUUAUCAAUAACUGUUCAUUUUAAAUGUUCUAACUAAAGAUAUACAGGGCAUAUAAGUCCACAUUUUACAUGUCCAAAAGCCAAAAUCACUUGUUACUGAUCUUUGAUCAUGGACAUCUACAAAUGACUGCUCAUGAAAUUCAUUAAAAAUGUAAAAUUACCACUUAGCUGAAGUGCUAACAUUAGUCAUUAUAUUAAAGACGCUAACUAGCAUUAAAUGAGUACUGUUUCAUUCAUAUGUUCAUAUGAAUACAAAAAAAUACAUAAAAAAUGAACCCUGUUGAAAAAGCACACAUAUCGUGUGAACAAGCCGUGUGGUUUAAUGGGUUACGUUUCCAGCUAAAGUAGCUAACCUAGCUAGCUAGCUAAUCUACUUAGCUAACUUACCGCUCAGCCAAACUGGAGCGCGCACCGCAGGAAACUCCGCUGUUCGUCAUGGCUCAGCUGGUCAUAUUUAUCCUUCCAUGAGAGAACACGUUUUCAUUGCCCUUUAGACUCGUACAUGUCAGCCCUUGGAGUGACCGGUGUCGGAGCUUUAUAUGGCACUUGGUCAGGUUAUGUUAUUUUCAAAAUCACCGUGACUGAUUAGCUUUCCUGCUGCCGUUGAAGUCCUGAGGUGGGAUGAAGAUGUGAACUCACCCGCUGUUUGUAAGUAACUUUAUCAGAAAUUAGCGUUCACUCGUCCCAGAACAGUCUUUUUUUAUAUAUAAAAUAGUUUGUUGGGUUAUUUUAACUUUGAAGUAAAUUCAUCAUCUACUUGCCCCCGAAAAUUUCACUUGUGUGGACAGGCGAUAAUGUCGAGCCCUGAAUAUGUUCAACUGAAACCGUGAAUGUACGUCAAUCCGGGGUCUGUAUUUCAGCGUGCGCGUGCGGGGGAAGCUGAGUUUGGCACAACACAGGUCUACGUGGCUCUUCGCUGCGUUUAGCAACACCGUGAAGUUUUAUUCAUUUUUAAUCUCUAAGCGAGUCAUACUGUAUCAUAGACGAGUCUGUGCAGCCUUACUGAAGACCUUGAUACGAUUCCAGUCCAGGUACAGGUGCAGCCAUCAUGUCAGCAUCAUGAGCAGCUGUCUCUGCAUCCUCAGGUGUCAACAGCACAGGUCACUACAGGUGGAUAUCAAUCCACAGAGCAGCAACCCGUACAAGUACAGGUUCAGAUUCAGGGGCAGCAGGCACAGAUUGGACACAUGCCUUCUCAGCAUUUGCCAACUGUUGCUGCGGCAACACAGGUUAUACAACCUGGAGAGCUCACAGAGGAGCAACACCAACAGAUCCAGGCUCAGUUAAUAGCAGCAGUCGCAAACGGACAGCAGAUCCAGAUCCAGACAGUAGGGGCCUUACCUGAAUCCCCCACCCAACCCCAAAGCUCUCCACAUGGGGAGGCUACCAACAGAGCCUCUGUCACUUCAGCCAGUGUCCUCCAACCUGCCAAGAAACGCAAAGUGGACCUCCCCAUCACAGUCUCCUACGCCAUCCCUGGCCAACAGCUAGCUACGGUGGUAGCUAUUCCACAAGGUCAGCAACAGAGUUACUUGUCUCUAAGGCCUGAUUUAGUCACAGUGGACAGCACUCAGUUAUACAGCACAACUGGCACACUUACAAGUCCCACCGGGGAGACGUGGACCAUCCCUGUGUAUACAGCACCCACCCAACAGACUGGCAUCACCCACAUCGCUGUACCACAGGAUGCCUAUGGCACUCCUACAACACUUCAUGUCUCCGCCCCCAUCGCUGCUGAUGACAAGGACAAGAACAAAACUGCUCCCAGUGUGUCGGUGGUUUCCAUGCCGACUGUGGGUGGGGGUGCUGGGGGACAGGAAGAGGUGGUACAAGCAUUGUCAAAUACCCUCUUCCCUGCACAGUUUAUGAAUGGAAAUAUUCAUAUACCUGUCGCUGUGCAGACUGUUGGCGGAGUAACGGGGUCAUGUCCAAACAGCACACAGUCUUUGCACAUCUGGGACCCUCAGCAGCAGAUUGUGCAGACACAAGUAGGUGGAGCUCCGGAGCAGCAGACCUUGCAGGAGCAGCAGGGGCAGGUGCAUGGUGUGUCUGACAGUGAGACAUUGCCUGCCUUUCUAAAGCCAGAGGAGGGGCUUAUGGAGUGGAGACUGUGGGCUCAAAAGAAGAACACUGAGCUGGAGAAAGAGCAGCGGAACAGGCUGGCCCCUAUUGGCAGGCGGCAGCUGUUGCGGUUUCAGGAUGACCUGCUCUCCAGUUCCAUAGCAGAGCUGAGUUUAGGCUUGGCUUUAAUGACACAGGAGGCCAGGGGUUUAGAGGGGGAGAGUUUAGAAGAUGAUAUGCUCUACUACAUCUUCCUCUGUAUACAAAAGUUUAUGUUUGAUAAUGGCAGAGUAGAUAAUAUAUUCACAGAUCGGUAUUAUCAGCGCUUUCAGCAGUCACUGCACAAGAUAUUGAACUCUUGGCAACCCAGCAUCCAUCCUUUAGGUUACAUUAUCCCCAGUCAUGUGACUGAAGAAAUGUUAUGGGAAUGCAAACAAUUGGGAGCCCAUUCACCUUCCACACUCCUCACAACUCUAAUGUUUUUCAACACCAAGUUUUUUCAGUUAAAAACAGUAGAUCAGCACCUGAAAGUAGCGUUCACGAAGGUUUUACGACACACUAAGAAGAACCCAUCCAACCCCAAAGACAGGAGCACAAGCAUCCGCUACCUAAAAGGAAUCGGACAGUACCAGGUUGGCCAGAAAGUGACUGAUGACAUGUAUGCUGAACAGUCAGAGUAUCCAGAGAACCCUUUACGCUGUCCUAUCAAACUCUAUGACUUCUACCUCUUUAAAUGUCCACAGAGUGACAAAGGUCGGAACGAUGUCUUCUAUUUGACACCGGAACCUGUGGUUACCCCCAACAGCCCCAUCUGGUACUCAACGCAGCCAGUCUCACGCGAGCAGCUGGAGCACAUGCUGUCUCGCAUCCUCAUCGUGCGGGAGAUACAGGAAGCCUUUGCCAGCAAAGCCGUAUCUCUGCAGUAGGGAGGGGCAGUUAUGUCAAUCAUAACACAUGCAGUAGAAAAGAGGAGACACAACAUGGACCUUGCUCUCUCUCUUUUUGCCCUUGUUUUACAUACACAUACACACAUACCUACCUCUGCAGCUCAUUGUCUUUUAAGUUGCCUCAUAUUAUUUAGGCACUCAGAUCUUACUGAGAGACUCACAUACAUUCACAUGGGCAUAGAUGUCUACUUACCUUUUGCCAAAGUUCAGAUAGCUUUUUUGUAAUUAUUUUUUAUGUUUCUAGUCAAACCUUUUAGUGUUGACUCCGUCUUACUUCACAGCGCCUUAUUGAAUCCUCAUGCACUUCUUUUCCUGCUUUUUGUCAUUUACCGCCCUCUUUCUCAGCUUUGUAUAAGCUGGCUGUGUUCCCAAACUCCUGCCUUAAUGCUGCUGGUCUGGACUGGUAAACUAAGGAUUAUACUAAAGGUAGUAUUGGUAUUUUCAGGUCCAGGUUUUUCAGUCAUUCAUAACAAUCUCACACAAAUGUUACAGAUGAGUAUACAUUGGCAGCAGUGUUAAUUUUGUUCCAGUUAUGAACCUGAUGCAAAACUCAGUCUUAGAAUGUUAGUACAGUUGUCCUCAGGCCCCCCAGACACAUUUUAUUUUUCAAAACAACUCACAACAUGGAGGAAUGAAGAAAAAUGGUGGACCGUCUAGGGGGCCACGAGGACCGGGUUGGUAUUUUGUAUUAGUACAAAAACAUACACAGUGAUUAUGUUUGGAAACAAGAACAUGAGCUGUGCUGGUUGCUGUCAAGUCCAGCAAAAGUGUAAUAUACGUUAUAUGGACUGAUUUGCAUAACAAAUGCAUAAA
Messenger RNA from Colossoma macropomum (tambaqui), 4083 nucleotides. Its product is annotated as glutamine-rich protein 1-like. The record is from RefSeq and is a predicted model, not a curated record. Bases 1450 to 3249 code for a protein of 599 amino acids. Lineage: Eukaryota; Metazoa; Chordata; Actinopteri; Characiformes; Serrasalmidae. The transcript has 11 exons.